AUGGCUUCUGCAGGAAGUGAUGCGGCCGAGAGCCCUGACGGGAGGUCCCCUGCUGUUGCGGAAGCCACUCCUAGCCGCGGCAUUGGCAUUGGCAGUGGUGGUGGUGGUAUUGCUGCUGUUGGUGGCACUGGCGUCAAACGGGCCCCGGACGGCGAGGUCAGAGAUGACGAGAAGGCCGCCGGUGAUGGCGUAGCCGGGGCGAAGAAGAAAAAGACGGGACCGGGCAGUAGGGGUGUGGCCAACUUGACGCCAGAGCAGUUGGCCAAGAAGAGAGCAAAUGACCGAGAGGCACAACGUGCUAUUCGCGAGAGGACUAAGAAUCAAAUUGAUGCUCUGGAGAAGCGUAUUCAAGAACUGACGAACCAGAAGCCGUAUCAGGAGCUUCAGUCUGUUGUCAGGGCCAAGGAGGUUGUUGAACAGGAGAAUGCUGAUAUCAAGCGGCAGUUGGCAAGUAUCAUUGGUAUUCUGCAGCCUAUUGUUCGCUCCGCAUCAUCAGGCGAAGUAUCACACGUCUCGCCGUGUCAUACGUUUUCACAACCAACUACAACUGUACCAAGUCCAGGCAUUCAUCAAUAUAAUGUGACUACGCCGGCAACGUCAGUUUCCCCUGCAGCCAAUUUGGAACAACCGCCGCUGCCGCUGCCGCAACAACAACAAACUGCUUCACCGGGUGUAAGUGACGACCAGAACGGUUCUUCGGAAACUCACUCAAACAUGUACAUGGCACAACUACAAAACCAGAGACUUCAGCUACGCCAAGGCCUCAAUAUGGGCGGAGAGCGGUUAGGGCUGGACUUCUUACUGCGACCCGGGCAGCGUCUAAGUGCGGUGCCAGCUGGCGUGAACGGUGCUCAGGACUCACCGCAGUACCAUCAUGUUCCCAUGAAACAUGACUGGUCAGCCAGCCACAACGAGCAAGACGCUCAGCCAUCGUGGGCAUCAUCAGCGUCAUCUGGACACCUACCUGAAACGGCGGCACUUGACCCAUACCGACAAUCUGGCAGCCCAGCAACCCUCCCUCAUCAUCCUCUGCCUCUGCCACAGCAACAAUACAAUCCACAGACAGAUCCCGACACCCUUGCCUUCUACGCAAGGCCAAUCAAACACAGUGAGCCGUCUUGUGCCCUAGAUUCCCUACUUCUCAACUUCCUCUCGGAACGGCGCCAGCGCAUCGCGGACGGAAUCCCCAUCCAGGAGGUCAUCGGCCCGCGAUACCCGUCUGUAUCAUCACUUCUAAACCCGUCCAACAGCCAAUACAGCCAUCCUCUCUCAAGGGUCUUUACCGACAUUCUCUCCGCAUUCCCCGGUAUAUCACGGCUACCAGAACGCGUGGCCUCUCUGUACGUCAUGUUUCUCCUGGUGCGGUGGCAGCUGGCGCCGACCCGGGAAAACUUUGAGCUCAUCCCCGAGUGUCUGGUUCCUGUGCAGUCACAAUACGAUUAUGCUCACCCGGCAUGGCUUGACCUGAUACCUUUCCCCGCUCUAAGGGAACGGCUGGCUCGGGUGUGGAAUCCUCGUCAGUACGACUUGGAUAAUUGGUUCAUCCCGUUUACGACAUCGCUGCGGGUCAGCUGGCCGUAUGAGGAGACGGAUGCUUUGUUGCUGCUGCCGGACUCGGAAGAGGUUGUUAUAAAUCCGGUGUUUGAGCGGCAUAUCAGGAACGCGGAUAACUGGAAGCUCGGGGAGAGGUUUGCGAGUGCGUUCCCUGAGUUGGUGGGCUUGUUCACAUUGGAUCCAUCGAUUGUUUACUAG
Pochonia chlamydosporia 170 is the source of this 1752-nucleotide messenger RNA. Its product is annotated as nucleoporin-interacting protein NIC96. The coding region runs from base 1 to 1752 and encodes 583 amino acids. The transcript has 3 exons. Lineage: Eukaryota; Fungi; Ascomycota; Sordariomycetes; Hypocreales; Clavicipitaceae. The record is from RefSeq and is a predicted model, not a curated record.